Daldinia vernicosa is the source of this 790-nucleotide messenger RNA. Its product is annotated as ClpS-like protein. The transcript is spliced from 2 exons. Gene Ontology annotation, biological process: translation. Gene Ontology annotation, molecular function: structural constituent of ribosome. Gene Ontology annotation, cellular component: ribosome. The coding region runs from base 93 to 635 and encodes 180 amino acids. The record is from RefSeq and is a predicted model, not a curated record. NCBI's taxonomy places the organism in Eukaryota, Fungi, Ascomycota, Sordariomycetes, Xylariales, Hypoxylaceae.
CUUCGAAGAGCAUCUCACGAAGCGUUCCGCUAAGUCAAAGGAGUCCACCCCCCAGUCAAUUCGCAAUUUGGUCAACGAGGAAGUCGCCAAAGAUGUCGGCACCGUGCAGGUAUGCAGCUCGAAGCUGCGCGCGAUCAAUUCGCUCCAGCAACUCUUUCCGGGUAUCAGCUUCAUUCGCUCAGAGCACUCCGUCGAUACAACGGCGGCACGAGUCUACCGCAGCGGCCACGAACCCCAAGAUUGCCGGUAUCGUUGACCAGAUCAGCCAAUUGACACUCCUCGAAACUGCCGACCUGGUCAGCAGCCUAAAGUCCCGACUUAACAUCCCCGAUCUACCGGUUGGUGGCUUCGCUGCUGCCCCGGCUGCUGCCCCCGCCGCGGCAGAGGAGGCGGACGAACCCGCGCCAGCUGCUCAGGAGAAGACCCUAUUCAACAUCAAGCUGCAAGCAUUCGACACUGCCGCGAAGGCAAAGGUUAUCAAGGAGGUCAAGGGCUUAUUAGGGCUGAGCUUAGUCGACAGCAAGAAGUUCGUGGAGAGCGCACCCAAGAUGAUGAAGGAAUCGGUACCAAAGGAGGAGGCCGAGAAGAUCGUGGCUACGAUGAAGGAGCUAGGAGCUACCGUUGUGAUGGAAUAAUUCAUCUAAACUCGGAAGGCAACACGAACGAUGCCGUAUAUACAUGUAACCUAAACCUGUAUAACAAUACAAAAGCCCUGGAAAGUAAACUUUUCGGAUGGUCAAAAAAAAAGUUGUCAAUCUUAAGAGGUUGUUAUUUUCUUGUCUAUUGAUGA